AUGCGAAUGGACUUUCUUUGCCCUUUUCAUUUGAAAAAAAUAGCUUCAUUUGCUCGGCUCUUUCAUUUCUUAGCUAGUCAGGUGAUGUCUCGUUCACUAAUGCUGCUGUUGAAGCUGUUCGUCUUCUUCGUGUUGGUCUCGCUCGCCAACGCCGAUGGUUUGCUGCAUCGUUGGGAGCAGGCAUCUCAGUCGGAGAAGCGCGGCAUCGAAUCAAUCGGAGCGUUGCUUUUCAACAUAUUCGUCGUGCUUCUCGUGCUCUGCUGCUGCAUCUGUUGCUGCAUUGUUUCAACCAGGAGGAAACGUUUCAAGCAGGCUCCUCCGGUUACCGUUCACGUGCAGCACGGCCAUCCGUCAGCGCCACAACCCUACGGCUUUGCUACGUAUCCUCAAUCGGCCGGCUACCAUCCAGCGAAUCAAGGCGUC
This is a messenger RNA of Mesorhabditis belari, 423 nucleotides long. NCBI's taxonomy places the organism in Eukaryota, Metazoa, Nematoda, Chromadorea, Rhabditida, Rhabditidae. The record is from the annotation of a GenBank genome assembly.